CGGUGUCUUGGCAACAGUGUCAACUAAGCGCUCGAGCUGAUGAGUGAGAACCGCCAGAGUGGGUCGUUUUCGCUGAACUUAAUGUACAGGUAGAAAUAGGAAAGGAGUUAUGAGUGGUCAUAAUGAGGUUAUGGUGUACGUCCGCACCAGACCCACAACACGAUUUGCCCAAGAGCUCAUUGAAUGCUUGCCUGAUAAACAGACGGUGAAUAUACGACAGAAAAAGAUCUCCAGGAAAGGGGUGCUGAACAAUCAGGUGAGCUCUUGGUCUUUUCGGCUCAACGGGGUGCUGCACAACGUAUCACAGGAAGACAUGUAUGAACAGGUUGCCGACAGCGUGGUGCUUGGAGCUCUGGAGGGUUACAAUGGCACAAUUAUGUGCUUUGGACAGACUGGGGCUGGAAAAACGUUCACAAUGACCGGUGCCACUGAGAAUUACAAACAACGAGGGAUCAUCCCUCGGGCCAUACAGAAGGUGUUCUGUGAAAUCGGUAAUCGCGUAGAGCACACUUUCUCUGUGCACCUGUCCUUUCUGGAGAUUUAUAAUGAGACUUUGAUGGACCUACUAGCCGUGGUAAAAGGGGGGCAGGCGAAGCAAUGUGAAACCUUGACAGUGGUGGAAGAGCCAGAGGGCGGGGUUUCAGUAAAAGGCCUGUCCUUACAUUCAGUGCACAAAGAAGAGGAGGCACUAAACUUGCUAUUUGAGGGAGAGAUGAAUAAAAUAAUAGGAGAACAUGCCCUUAACAAGAACUCGUCCCGAUCGCAUUGUAUCUUCACGCUAUACAUCGAGGCUCGCUCUCGCACACUGUCCAAUGCAACGUUUGUCACGUCCAAACUCAAUCUGGUGGACCUUGCAGGUUCCGAGAGGCUGAGCAAAACUGGGUCUGAGGGUCAGGUACAGAAAGAGGCCCUGUACAUUAACAAAUCUCUGUCCUUCCUGGAGCAGGCCAUCUUGGCCUUGGCUGACCGGCGAAGAGAGCACGUGCCCUUCAGACAAAGCAAGCUGACUCAUGCUCUUAAAGAUUCCCUUGGUGGAAAUUGUAACACAGUGCUAGUGGCCAACAUUUUUGCCGAGGAGUCCCAGAUUAAUGAGACGCUCUCCACGCUCCGCUUUGCAGCCAGGAUGAAGUGUGUAUGCACCCAGCCGACCAUCAACAAGCGCAUCGACCCUGCGCUCCAGGCCCAAAGCCUGCAAAAAGAAAUUGAACUCCUGAAGCAGGAGCUUUCCUUUCAAAACACAUUGGCCAAUCGGACUGCUAUAACUUAUGAAGACGUUUCAGAGGCACAGAAAGCAGUGAUAAAGAGUGAGGUUCAGAGAUACCUGGCCGGCACACUGGAUGAGAUCCCGAUCGCGAGCAUUCGGAAAAUCCAGGCAGUGUUUGCGCAGUUCAAAAAAGCUUUUCGAGAGCAGGAACAACAGUUUGAAGAGCUGAAGAGUCAGAAGUGCAUUGUGGGGGAGAAUACUCAGAGCUUAUUGUCCACUUUCGAUGCUAAAGAGGUGGAGGGUGAGAACAUGCUCAGUGUGCAUGCAACAUCACAGAGACAGCCUGUGUCACCGGGAAGAAGUAAAGUCAAGAAGGCUAAUGAGAGCAGCAGAAAACAUGGUCAGAAUAGCACAGGCCCAGAGGAAAAUCUCAGCAUGGUUCAGAGUCAGGCAGAGGUCUUCAUUCCUCCUAAUGUGGAAAGUGCCAAAGAUGACGCUCAGAAGAGAUGCGACUCUCCACCAUCAAAGCAGGAAGCUUUCGAGCUCUACAAGGCAGAGAAAGGCAGUGAGAUCAACAGCAUCCUGAAGGAAAACAAGUCUGUGCUGAAAGAACGUCUAGAACAACAAAAGAAACUCACAGCGAUCAUCAACUUCUUUAAACGGGACAUUGACCGCAUGAGCACUGAACUCCAGCUGUGUAAAAAACAGAGGCAGGGUCAGGGCCAGUUAAUAAGUCCAGACGGGGAGCCUGUGCUGGACGAGGCCGAGGUAAAACUGCUCCUACAUCUCAGAGAAGCAAAGGAUCAGUACAGGAAGAACUACGAGGAGCUUCUCAGCACCAAAGCCGAGGUGCAAUACUGCAGACAUCUUGUGGACCAGUGCCGCGUACGCCUAUUCACUGAGUUUGAGAGCUGGUACAAUGAGUCCUUCCUGCUACCAGAUGAAGUUCUAUCCAUCCUCAAAGAUGGGGGACCUAUUAGACCAGGUUUGGUCCCUGUGGACAAAGCUUUGGCUUUGCUUGCAAAACUCAAACAUGAUGUGGUGGUGUACAGGUGGAAGAUGAACAGGAGGAGUCUGAACCUACCAGGAUUCUUGCAGACAGUGCCACGUCUUUUUAUAAUGCUUAUAACAGGACAAUACAGAGGAGAGCACUUCAUGGCUCUGUUUCCAGGAGGAGCAGCAUGGGACCCCAAGAUUAAAUCACUUGCGAGCAGAUGCUCACGUGACCAUUACAGCAUACUUUCCUUAUUCAAAUAUCUGUUCCUUACUUUCUUAAAAACAAUCAAUUCAGUUUUAUUCAUAGAGCACUUUUAGGAAUGGACUUUAUCCCAAAGCAGAUAUACAGCAAUAAAGAUGUUAUGAGGUUUAGCACUAUUAAGUUUAUCCCAAUCCAACUGUAUGAAAAGAUGGAAAGAGAAAGUACAUUUUUGAUUAAAUAUAUGCUUUGCACUACAUGGGAGGAGCUGGGACCACCGUUUCCAAGGUUACUGUUGGUAAGACACUAAGACGUCAUGGUUUGAA
Molecule: messenger RNA, 2725 nt
Organism: Silurus meridionalis
Lineage: Eukaryota; Metazoa; Chordata; Actinopteri; Siluriformes; Siluridae
Gene: kif9
Product: kinesin family member 9
Exons: 21
Coding region: 110-2518 (802 amino acids)
Biological process (GO): microtubule-based movement
Molecular function (GO): microtubule motor activity; ATP binding; microtubule binding
Source: RefSeq, a predicted model, not a curated record